Messenger RNA from Plectropomus leopardus (leopard coralgrouper), 2633 nucleotides. RefSeq names its product copine-8. Gene Ontology annotation, molecular function: calcium-dependent phospholipid binding. The record is from RefSeq and is a predicted model, not a curated record. Gene Ontology annotation, biological process: cellular response to calcium ion. Gene Ontology annotation, cellular component: plasma membrane. NCBI's taxonomy places the organism in Eukaryota, Metazoa, Chordata, Actinopteri, Perciformes, Serranidae.
CCCAGCUCCUCACUAUCCUGCUCCGCCGCUCAUAAAAAGGGGCUGGACCAGGCGGAAAACGGGGGGGAACAGGAAAAGCAAAACAUUUUUUUUGACAGGAUGAACAACACAUUCCUAAACAUGGCGUCGAUAGGCGACUUCGACCCUCUCAACGCGUCUAUUCCUGCCACCAAAGUUGAAAUCACAGUGUCCUGCAGAAACCUGCUGGACAGGGACACCUUCUCCAAAUCAGACCCAAUUUGUGUUCUCUACACACAAGGCAUGGGCAACAAGGAGUGGAGAGAGUUUGGGAGAACAGAGGUGAUAGACAAUACGCUAAACCCAGACUUUGUGAGGAAAUUCAUUUUGGACUACUUCUUUGAAGAGCGACAAAACAUCCGAUUUGACUUGUAUGAUGUUGACUCCAAGAGCGCAAACCUGUCAAAACAUGAUUUUCUUGGCCAGGCAUGCUGUACUCUCGGAGAGGUGGUUGGAUCGUUGGGCAGUCGCUUGGAAAAACCUCUUGGAGGCAUUCAAGGGAAGAAAUGCGGGACCAUUAUUGUGAAAGCUGAGGAGCUGAACAACUGCAGGGAAUCAGUGAUGAUGCAGUUCUGUGGGAACAAGUUGGACAAAAAGGAUUUCUUCGGCAAGUCCGAUCCCUUCCUGGUCUUCUACAGGAGCAAUGAGGACGGCACGUUUACCAUCUGCCACAAGACAGAGGUGGUGAAGAACACAUUGAACCCAGUGUGGCAGGCCUUUAAAAUCCCUGUCCGGGCUCUUUGCAAUGGUGAUUAUGACAGAACAAUCAAGGUCGAAGUGUACGACUGGGACAGAGAUGGCAGUCAUGACUUUAUCGGAGAGUUCAGCACCAGCUACAGAGAACUAUCCAGAGGGCAGAGCCAGUUCAACGUCUACGAGGUGAUAAAUCCAAAGAAAAAAGGGAGGAAGAAAAAAUACCUCAACUCUGGAACGGUAACACUUCUGUCAUUCCUGGUGGACAUUGAAGUCACCUUCCUGGACUACAUCAAAGGAGGGACCCAGAUUAACUUCACUGUGGCCAUUGAUUUCACAGCUUCCAACGGUAACCCAGCUCAGCCCACAUCUCUCCACUACAUGAGUCCCUAUCAGCUUAAUGCCUACGGGAUGGCCCUGAAGGCAGUGGGAGAAAUCAUCCAAGACUACGACAGUGACAAGAUGUUUCCAGCGCUGGGGUUUGGAGCCAAGCUGCCACCUGACGGACGGAUCUCCCACGAGUUUGCGCUGAACGGAAACCCUCAGAACCCGUACUGUACAGGUAUUGAAGGCGUGAUGGAAGCCUACUACCAGAGUCUAAAGUCAGUUCAACUCUACGGACCCACCAACUUCUCUCCCGUAAUCAACCAUGUGGCCAGGUAUGCAGCGUCAGUGAAGGACGGCUCCCAGUACUUUGUGCUCCUCAUCAUCACAGAUGGCGUCAUCUCAGACAUGGCCCAGACCAAGGAGUCUAUUGUCAAUGCCGCCUGUCUGCCGAUGUCGAUCAUCAUCGUUGGGGUGGGGCCUGCAGAAUUUGAUGCCAUGGUUGAGUUGGACGGUGACGAAAUCAGAAUCUCAUCCAGAGGCAGAUACGCUGAGAGGGACAUUGUUCAGUUUGUCCCAUUCAGAGACUACAUCGACCGGACGGGGAACCACAUCCUUAGCAUGGCCCGGCUCGCCAAAGACGUCUUGGCUGAGAUCCCUGACCAGUUCCUCUCCUACAUGAGGACCCGCGGGAUCAAGCCGUCUCCAACACCGCCUCCCUACACGCCACCAGCGCAACCCAUCCAAACCCAGAUAUGAGGAGCCGGGGGGAGACAGCUUUCGGAGACGGGGGUUAGCCGAACUUUACGCGUGAAAUACAUCCAUUUCCCUAAAGGCCACUCUCCAUGCCUUGUGGAUCACGUGUUCAGGAAGCUGCAUGUCGGGCCGGGAGAGUGUCGCUUUUUGAGGACAGGAAAAGCCAAUGAGAGUCUGUUUACUUCCACUGUCAAGCAUUCCUGUGACUGUCUGGAUUUUGUUUUUACGCCUGGGUAACACGAGCAGGCUUCGGAGAGAGUUUUAAUUUUAAGCUGGAAGGAAAAGAAUGAAUGAAAGAGGAAAUGAGAGACACCUUUGGAUGCAUGAAGAGAAUGUCUCCAGACAAAACAAAGGAAUCACUUGACGAACUUCUCCUGUAAAUAUCUGGACAUAUGUGACUUCUACUUUUUCUGUCUCUUUCUCUCUCUCUCUCUAACUCACUCAUUGUUUACAGUAAACACAAAAAGGAUUUUUACUGUUGAUACUUUUAUAUACACAUAGAUCCAAUAUGAAGGUUGUAAUAUUCUCUCUCUCUCUCUCUCUCUCUCUCUCUCUCUCUCUCGCUCUCGCUCUCUCUCUCUCUCUCUCCUGGCAUGUGCGUCAGGUAGCAGCAGUGCAGGUCCUGGUAGCCCCUCUGUACCGUACCGUACUGUGCUGUACUGUACCGUACUGUAUUCUGGUGUUUGUAUUAACCUUUUGCAUGAGUGUAGCCUCAGUCAAGUGCAUGCAUAUAGUGGUCCUGCACUACCUCUUCUGUCCAAACAUUCAUUUGUCUCUCUGUCUUUGGGGGGUGGGUGUCUGUCUGCCUGUAUCCAUUCGUCACUUCACCCUCUCUGUCUGUC